UCCAUUUUCCGGUAAACAAAAACAAAACAAAGCGUAGUAUUUUACUCGAUAAAGAAAAGACAUAAGCACCAGUAAAGGAUGACUGGAGGUAAAUCUAGACCUGACAGUUCUACCGACUCAAGAAGUCGUAACGAGGGACGUUCAUCUCUCCCAAGAAGGCGCGCUGCCAAAGUGUCUUACUCCGAGACGGGAGGCUUUGAGACAGAUCUAGCCCUCGCUGUCCAGGAGAGUCUGAGGUAUGCUAGGCAGGCAGAGCGCGAGGCCAAGGCAAGGGAACAGGACGUUAUAACAAUCCCCAGCGACGAAGAAGAGGACCUGAGCAUGCUGAGCCCCAUGUCAACCAAGUUCAAUGAUGGGUCAGAGUGCGUCAUGCAAAGCUGUGCACACAUGAAAGACUUGCUGAUGAUCAAUCUGGACCUUGUACAACACCAGCAGGAAGUGUUGACAGAGAGGGACAAGGAGAUCCGCGCCCUCAAAACGGAAAACAACACGUUGAAAUGUCGCCUAGAGAGAAUGGAGAGGAGGAUGGCCUUGCUGAAACAGAAAGAAGACUCAGAUUUUGUCAUGGGAACCUCUCCUAGAAGUCCAGCCAACAGGAACAAGACUGACACAGAAAACCCCACCCCUGCUGAGAGGGGGCUUAAAAGAAAAAGCAACGUUGAAGCCGAGAACAUUUCGAAAAGGUUGGCCAUGGAUGAAAAUGACACGCCAAGCACAUCAUCCAAGCCUUACCCCAAACUGAAGAGAAGGGCAUUACAUGAAGCUAGUGCAGCCUCUCCCACCCAAACUACACGUCAAAAGACCACCCAGAUACAGGAGGCAGUGCUCCUACCCACACCAAGACAGAAAUCGUGGACAGUGACACCAGACAAUAGCUCACCAUAUAAAAAGAAGCUGUUACCUGUGCUGAAAGAUCAGAAAGGAGACAAUGUCUUAAGAACCAAUGAACCUUACUAUGUGUCUCAUUAUGAGCCCCUGGAUGAAGAUUUAAGCUUUAGGAAGGAUAUUGUUCAGAAAGAAGACACCCAUUUAGAAGUGAAAUUACCGAGCUGGAGACCUCGUAAAUAUCCAAGCCUGUGGGUGCUAGAAGGAACAGAGAAUUUAGAAGAUGAGGUAUUUGUAAAGAGGCACCAGAAAUUAGAAGUGGAGGAAAAACGAAGAAAAAGGUGGGAUAUGCAGAGGAUAAGAGAGCAGAAAAUUUAUGAAAAAUUAAAAGAAAAAGAGAGAACUGCAGAGAACCUGAAAAAAGGAGAGGAUCAGCAUGUAGAAACCUUUUACCCUACACUGGAAGACAUUACUCAUAUAGAAGUAUGUAACAAGAUACCUGUGAUGGCCUUUGGACAUGCUUUGCCAAAUUUAAAAUCUGCAGAUUUUUCUCUUCCAUGGGAGGUUGAUGCCAGUAAAGCAGUAGCUACGUCCCGGUCCUCAAGGCAUGGCCGCUCGCGGUGAUUAUGGAGACUGCCACUUCAGUACCACACCAUUGUGUUCAUUGUAUGUCUGAAACGGUGACAAAAGUAGUAUAUCUGCCAUAGUGUGUGUGCUAAAGUUAGGCCAUUACAAGUUUUUUCUGUGUUUAGUGUCCCAUGAAACUUGAUCUUU
Messenger RNA from Saccostrea cuccullata (small rock oyster), 1599 nucleotides. RefSeq names its product male-specific lethal 1 homolog. Gene Ontology annotation, cellular component: MSL complex. Lineage: Eukaryota; Metazoa; Mollusca; Bivalvia; Ostreida; Ostreidae. The coding region runs from base 79 to 1449 and encodes 456 amino acids. The record is from RefSeq and is a predicted model, not a curated record. The transcript has 8 exons. Gene Ontology annotation, molecular function: chromatin binding.